AUGGAGAUCAAUGCCAUCCAUCUCGGGAUCAAUUACAAAGACCUCGCCAAGGAACAGGCUGCCGACCCUGAUACUGGCGCAUACUGCACAGCCCUCACCUACCUCAAAUCAGCCGAUGCAGAGUACCAGAAGACAUCACGAUGGACAGCGGACCUGUCCUUCCUGUCAGAGCUGUGGACCUCCCUGGCCUGCCUGAUGGGGACGUCGCUCCACACUACCACUGCCUACAACCCAGCGGCCAAUGGCAUGAUGGAAAGAGUCCACCGAUCACUGAAGGUGGCCCUAAUGGCAUGCUGCACUGGCGAGGACAGGAAGAAUCAACUACCUUGGGUCCUCCUUGGCCUCCAGACCACCCCAGGGGCAAAUGGCAAGGAAUCACCAGUGGAGCAGGUUUACAGAGAGCCAAUGGCAGUCCCAGGUGAAUUCUUCCCGACCAACGCCGAUGAUGCAGAAUCUCCAUUGCUAGGCUUCGGGAGACCGCAGAAAGUUCACUGCCCUGCCUCAAGAUCUUCUCUGAUAGAACCAAAAAAACUUCCCUCUGAAGGCCCUAGCAGCGUCCUGCAAACAUUUUUCAUCAGGGAAGAUGCCCACUGCUGA
This is a messenger RNA of Macrobrachium nipponense, 597 nucleotides long. RefSeq lists its product as uncharacterized. The transcript is spliced from 2 exons. The coding region runs from base 1 to 597 and encodes 198 amino acids. Gene Ontology annotation, molecular function: nucleic acid binding. The record is from RefSeq and is a predicted model, not a curated record. NCBI's taxonomy places the organism in Eukaryota, Metazoa, Arthropoda, Malacostraca, Decapoda, Palaemonidae.